Molecule: messenger RNA, 528 nt
Organism: Zygosaccharomyces rouxii
Lineage: Eukaryota; Fungi; Ascomycota; Saccharomycetes; Saccharomycetales; Saccharomycetaceae
Gene: UPS1
Product: Ups1p
Exons: 1
Coding region: 1-528 (175 amino acids)
Biological process (GO): phospholipid transport
Cellular component (GO): mitochondrial intermembrane space
Molecular function (GO): phosphatidic acid transfer activity
Source: RefSeq, a predicted model, not a curated record
AUGGUUUUAUGGCAUAAGAACGCCCACGUCUUUAAUAAUGAUUUCAAUACUGUAUCAUUAGCGUUCUUCAAUAGGUACCCUAAUCCCUAUGCAUCACACGUUUUAUCAAUCGACACUCUUUCUAGGGAAUUGGAUAAUGAUGGUAAGCUGCACACGACAAGAUUGAUUAAAAAAGCAGGCAAACUUCCAAGAUGGGUUAAGCCAUUUUUAGGUAGAAUUUCAGAGUCAUGGAUCAUCGAAUUUUCUAUAGUUGAUCCAAGACAAUCGACAAUGAGGACUUAUACCAGGAAUUUAGAUCAUACCAAGAUAAUCCAGGUGGAGGAAUAUACUACUUAUGAACAAGCUAAACAAAAUGUCAGGAGUACUUCGUGUGCAAGUCAAGUUAAAUUCUCGAGUGGAUUCAACGUGGGAAUCCGCAGCAAGAUUGAGGAUUGGUCAAGGUCAAGAUUUGAUGAAAAUAUUAAAAAAAGUAGAUUGGGUAUGGUUUUCGUAAUGCAGGAGUUAGAAAAAAGAAGUUCAUUGCUUUGA